AUGGCGGCAGGAAUUUGUGGGCAAACUUGGCCGCGAUGGAAGGUUUAUACAGUGCUCCUAGUCGCCUCCAGCGUGUUGCUUCUAACGACGGGGCUUCUGCUCCACGCAUGGAUAAUACCAGAAGUGAUCCGGGCACAAAUUAUGAAGAAUUCCCGCCUGCUCGAGGGUGAGCCACUAUGGAAAAAGUGGACCGAGCCGCGAUACAAGAUCGAUUUUAAUGUCUGGGUCCACUCGAUCACGAAUCCCGACCAAAUCCUCGAUGGCGACUUGCCCGAGGUCACGACGACUGGCCCCUAUGCUUUCCGGAAAAAGAUGAAAAAUCAGAUUGUAUCGCAUGGAAAUGGUACAAUCACGUUCAAGCGCGUCGACCACAAAUACUACGACCAAAAUGCGUCGUGCAGCUCUUGCAGCCUCGAGAAUAGGGCCUGGGUCCCGAAUCUGAUCUAUCAGAAAUUCCUCGAAGUCGCGUCAACAUCAAAGAUGAGGCCCGUCGCGACGGCGCUCGUCUCGCAAACGCCGUUUCUCGAAGUCGAUGUUGGCGAGCUGCUCUUCGACGGGUACAAGGACCCCUUCCUCAAGAAUGUCUGCGAGAUCCCGUUUAUGCACAUUGUGUGCGACAGCCUGCUGAAUAUUCCCGACCGGAUUGGGAUGCUUUACGGGACUAAUGGCACCGACGACGGGACAUUCACGAUCAGCGAUGGCGUAGCCGACCCGAGCACACGUGGAAGAGUCAUAACAUGGAACGGCAAAGACCAUGUCGACGACUCCUGGUGGAGCCACGAAUCAGCGAGGCAAAUUCGCGGCACCGAGGGAAGCCUCUUCCCUCCUUUUAUCGAGAAGGGGCAACGACUCGAGAUCUUUAUCACCCAGCUUUGCCGAUCUGUCUACCUCGAGUUUCAAAAAGAAGUGGAAUACCGCGGGAUUCCCGCCUAUCGCUUUGUGCUGCCGGUCGACGUUUUCGAUACGAGGCUGCCGGAAAACCGGGGAUACUGCAACCCGAGCGAUAAGAGGUUUUUCAAUAGUCAAAAUGGCUCCGGCUGCCUGCCCGCCGGCCUCCUGGAAAUCAGCCAAUGUCGGCAAGGCAAGCCCCCGAUCGUCAUUUCCAUGCCGUCGUUCUACGGCGCGCCCGACGAGGUCAAGGCCCAUAUACGCGGCCUGAACGCGAGCAACCCGGAAACGGAUCAGAUCUACGUCGACAUCGAGCCGCAACUCGGCGCCGUCCUGCACGCGCAGCGCGUCUUCCAGGUGAACAUUGCGAUGUGGAAGGACCCGAGCUUGACGUUUCCGGUCGGCCUCCAGAAGCUCCGCCCCUCCAUCGUGCCGGUGAUCACGGUGCGCGAGAUGGCGCACAUGGACGAGGACUCGUAUCGGCGAAUAAAGGACGAACUGCUUGGCCAAACUGCGCUCGCCUAUGGCCUGACGAAACUGCUGCUCGCCGGUUCGUUGAUUUGUUGCCUGGCCGCGGCGACGAUCGCGAUAUUUGCAAAAGUGAGAGCCAUCCAGAAGCGGCGCAGCCAUGAGCUCACGAAAGAAUACGUGCCCUUCACCCCGUUUCUCCCACAAUCUGCCCGAAAGAGUUUA
Molecule: messenger RNA, 1581 nt
Organism: Mesorhabditis spiculigera
Lineage: Eukaryota; Metazoa; Nematoda; Chromadorea; Rhabditida; Rhabditidae
Source: the annotation of a GenBank genome assembly